GUGCCGACGCGUCACUGGUAUUGUUGGCAUUCGCAGCGCUGCUCCUUCGGGUCCCGGUUGACUGUUGGUCUUUUAUCAAAAUAUCAACAGUGGAAUAGAUUAUGAUGCGACCAUUAUGUGUUUAGAAUCCGACGUGAAAACAUCGUGAUAGCGGUUUUUAUUCUCGCUCUUGGCGACCAACGUGCAACUGAUAAGCUUAGUAAUCCAGGUGUCCGGAGAGUGCUAUUUUUGGGUACAAUCAAAGGUGUGCUUCGAAAAAAGAACAGGCAUUAGCCAUUAGAUCUAGACCGUCGUCGUCUUCGUUGUCGUCGCCGUGAUCGUUAGUUGGUUUAGAAAGUAUGCCAUAAUCGUUGCGAAAUUCCGCAUCGCGUUUGAGUGCAACGUCAUUGUGGCCGUUUGAUAAGCGGAAAGCAAUUUUUGCACGGUCGUCGUUUUUUUUUUCGACUUGAUAAAUUGUUGCUGUAUAGAUAGCUGCAAAAUUGAUUGUGCAAUACAAAUUAGUAGAAUGCGAAAUACCUGCUGGGACGCAAUCGUCCAUUUAAAGUGACAUAGGUAGAAAAAAAGAGCUCGCAAAUUACGGGUUAUCAGUGCCCAUCAAGAGAGAAAAAAAAAUAACAGAUAUCGAAUCGAAACAUCGUGUGACAGUGAAGUGACCUCAUUUGUGUACAUUCACGAUCGCGGUUCUAAAACUUCUCACCCACAAUGGACAUGACAAUUUCGUCUAAGAAUCACACCCUGAACGGCCACAGCGGCAUCAGCAGUAGCAGCGGAGCCAGCAGCUGCAGCUCCAGUUCGGGCCCGGGGGAACACAUCAAGCGGCCGAUGAAUGCGUUCAUGGUGUGGUCCCGGGGGCAGCGGCGAAAGAUGGCACAGGACAACCCGAAGAUGCACAAUUCGGAAAUAUCCAAGAACCUCGGCGCCCAGUGGAAACUGCUAACCGAGGGCGAAAAGCGGCCGUUCAUUGAUGAGGCGAAACGAUUAAGGGCACUCCACAUGAAGGAACACCCGGACUACAAAUACCGACCGCGCAGGAAGCCAAAAACGCUUGUCAAAUCACCCGCUCCGGCCAACAACGCAGCCAGUUCCUCGUCACAGCUGUCCGUCAAAGAGCCACUCCGUUCCCACUCACCGCAGAGUAAGUCACCUUACAGUCCCUCGCCGCUAACCACCCCCAUCGGAAUCCCACCGGGAAUUUUCCCGUCCUAUCACUUCGCCUACGAUCUGCACCAGAAGGCGUUCUGGAAUCUGUACGCUCCCCAUCUCCUCUCGACGAUGGUACCCUCCUACAGUGUUCCGCCCCAUUCACCCCACCCCCUAGCCUACAUCAAACCAUCUAAAUCCUCACCCCCGUCGCCAAUCACGCCUCCCUCGCCGAUACCGUCGAGUAACGUCAUCUGACCAACACCGCUGCGCUACAGUGCCGAGCACAGUGUCUAACUUGUUCCGGUUGUUUCUCCUUUCCCGCGGAAGCUUCCGCGGACGGAGAAAAUCACUCAUAUCAACAGUACCGAAGUAGCAAAGUGUUACUCAUUGUUUGCGAACGAAUCCAGCGCGGCGGCAACGAUUGCAUAAUUAUUUGUGAUAAGCAGGACAGCAUGGGUAUGUCUUUGGGAAGUAGCAGCAGCAGCAGUUUUUAUCGCAACCACUUCAUAUCAGAUAAUCCGCCGGGAGACACCAGAAUGGCACAAAUGACACCUCCCGUGGAAAACUACCUGUAAGAAAAAAAAAGAGAGUAAAUAAUACAUUCAAUAUUAGUGUUUUCGAUCGGAUAAAGCGAACGGUCGCGAGAGACUCCAGUUCAAUCAUUGAUUUUGCAAUGAUUAAUUUGCAGCAACGUGACAUGAUAUCAAAAUUGUUAUUAUUGUGUACGAUAAGGUUAAUUUAGUUUUUCUUAAGGAGCAUCAUUUUUUCCCAACAAUGGGGAAUACUUACUUUUAGGAGUGCAAUAGUGAACUUAUCUGUACUUAAAAGCCAAAAAGGUACAUGUUUCGGUCGCAAUCGACAAACAACAGCAAUCGCUAGUGUAAAUAGUUUCUCUAAUCAAAAUUAUGCCCUGAUAGAAGGUCUCAGAACAAACAAAAAAAGUUAUUCUAGUUAAUAGUUGUUUGAAAGCGGAAAGAAGCGUGCUUUCAUUCUAUGAUGAAACUAAAUAUCAUCAGAAGAAAAAAAACUAAAAUCAUUACACAAGUGAAAAUAAUACACAGAAACACAUACGUACGUAAAAUUAUUCAAGCACUAAAUAAAUGUAACUGUGAGCUAUCGAUGGGUAAAGCACAGCUCAAUUUCUCAUUGAAUUUUACUUUUACUAAUAAAAACAAAUGUCGAAAAAUUUAAA
Messenger RNA from Wyeomyia smithii (pitcher-plant mosquito), 2335 nucleotides. RefSeq names its product transcription factor SOX-14 (gene Sox21a). Gene Ontology annotation, molecular function: DNA-binding transcription factor activity, RNA polymerase II-specific; RNA polymerase II cis-regulatory region sequence-specific DNA binding. NCBI's taxonomy places the organism in Eukaryota, Metazoa, Arthropoda, Insecta, Diptera, Culicidae. The coding region runs from base 703 to 1398 and encodes 231 amino acids. Gene Ontology annotation, biological process: positive regulation of transcription by RNA polymerase II; cell differentiation; anatomical structure morphogenesis. The transcript is spliced from 2 exons. The record is from RefSeq and is a predicted model, not a curated record.